This is a messenger RNA of Helianthus annuus (common sunflower), 985 nucleotides long. RefSeq names its product protein LURP-one-related 8. Bases 53 to 661 code for a protein of 202 amino acids. The transcript has 2 exons. The record is from RefSeq and is a predicted model, not a curated record. Lineage: Eukaryota; Viridiplantae; Streptophyta; Magnoliopsida; Asterales; Asteraceae.
UCAAAGGCAUUCUCAAGUGUCUUCCCCUUCUCUUUCUAAUCAGUGCUUCUUCAUGGCAAAGGUUUAUCCUGAGAGUGAGACCAUAAUUCCAGUUGUAAACACUAAGAAUCCUAUCGUCUUGACGGUGUGGAAGAAGUCUUUGAUCUUCAGUUGUGACGGGUUUACAGUGUACAACUCCAAUGGAAAUCUUGCAUUUCGAGUAGACAACUAUUUCGUGAAAGGAAACCGGGAGAUUGUUCUCAUGGAUGCGUUAGGCUGCGGUCUCCACACCGUUAGGCGCAAGAUGUUAAGCCUAGCAGACAAUUUUCUUGUCUAUGAUGGUGAAAGUGUAAAUCCCCGAUUUUCAGUGACCAAACAUGUGAAUGUCUUAAACACCAAGUCACUAGCAUAUGUGAGCACAGUAGGAUCAUCAAAGAACAGAAACAAAAGAAAUGUGAUCUAUGAGAUCCAAGGAUCAUAUGCUCAAAAGUCCUGCAUGGUGUAUGAUGACAAGCACCGGUGUGUUGCUGAAAUUAAGAAGAAAGAAGCCAAAGGAGGGGUGGCACUUGGGGGAGAUGUUUUUGCUUUGGUGGUACAACCAUCUAUCGAUCCUGCCAUUGCUAUGGUCCUCGUCAUUGUCCUCGAUCAAAUGUUUGAUUCUUCUAGGCGCUUCUCUAAAUAGAUUUCAGGGCCGGCUGAACCAUUUUGGUGGCCUAAAGCGAAAUAAAAACUAGAGGCUUUUUCCCAAAAAAAAUUGAGUAAAUUGCAAUUGUGGUCCAAAUACAAUAUUCCAUAUGCAACGCCCCUACAAAUCUAAUCUGCUAUACAUCAAUACUAUCCAUCGCAACCCAACCCAAAUAUCAUAUAUAAUUAUUACUAAUUUUUUUAAAGCUGGAGGCCCUGUUUAUUUGGAGGCCCAAAGCUAAAGCCUCAAAAUACUUGGGCUUGGGCCACAGAUUUGGGUGCAACAACCAUGUACAAUUCCUAGUUUUAUAAAGUCAUAAUU